This is a messenger RNA of Doryrhamphus excisus (bluestripe pipefish), 846 nucleotides long. RefSeq names its product folliculogenesis specific bHLH transcription factor (gene figla). Gene Ontology annotation, biological process: regulation of transcription by RNA polymerase II; developmental process. Lineage: Eukaryota; Metazoa; Chordata; Actinopteri; Syngnathiformes; Syngnathidae. Gene Ontology annotation, molecular function: RNA polymerase II transcription regulatory region sequence-specific DNA binding; protein dimerization activity; DNA-binding transcription factor activity, RNA polymerase II-specific. The record is from RefSeq and is a predicted model, not a curated record.
CUCGAUAAAAUGAAGGUGCCGGAGGAGGAGUUAAUGAGUGACAUUUUGAAACGUCUGACAGGUGAGUUGGCGUUGCCAGUUUACAGCAACAUUGAGAAAUUCAAACGAGGCAAGGAUGGCUUCUACGUGGUGGCUGAGGACUUCCACGAAACUGUUAAAAAAAGAGAGCAAGUCAACGCCAAGGAACGGCUGAGGAUAAGGAACCUGAACACCAUGUUCUCUCGCUUGAAGCGCAUGGUACCGUUGAUGCGACCAGACCGCAAGCCCAGUAAAGUAGACACACUUAAAGCUGCAACGGAGUACAUUCGAUUGUUACUUGCAGUUCUACAGGACACUGAUAAUACUGAUGGUAACCAGACUGACUUCAUACAGCAAAGAACUGUAGGCCUCAAAUUUCUGAGUAUGCCGGAGGACAACAUUGAAGAUAUCUUCACGAUGCCAUCAGAAACAGGAACAGAAGACGAAGAUCUGACGAGUCUAGUGUUGCAACAUUGCGUGAUGCCUUCCUACCAGUUCAUCAUUCAAGUAGCACCUGAUCAAAACUCGAUCUCCCUACCUUGUUGAAUGAUGUUUGGAAACAUACCAGGGAUCGUUAAUUUGAAGAAAGGAAUUUUCCAGAAGAUGGUGUUCUAUUUCCUAUUUUACUUUUGAAACUUAGUUGUAAUUGGUUGUUGGUAUAUAAAAUGUAUUUGUUUCACCAAAUAUAUCCUUGGCCACAUUUUGAAGUGUACAUCCAAGUGAUUUUGUAAAGGAACGGCAGUGCUCCAGUUAUUUGUACAAUCCUAAUAAAAACUUUUGACUGCCAAUAAACUGAAUAAUGAAUUGUGAGUUGUAUAUGCGUUAUUG